Molecule: messenger RNA, 528 nt
Organism: Mangifera indica (mango)
Lineage: Eukaryota; Viridiplantae; Streptophyta; Magnoliopsida; Sapindales; Anacardiaceae
Exons: 1
Coding region: 1-528 (175 amino acids)
Source: RefSeq, a predicted model, not a curated record
AUGGCUUCAUCUACUCGAUGCUUCCUAUUUGGGCUCACAAUUUUCUUAGGAAUUCUUGCAAUUUCAACCACAGCAAGGCCUUGCAAGACUAUAUUCAUCUCGUCUUACUAUCUUUCCUUCAAUCCCCAGAACCCUAACCCGAACCCCAACUCUAAUACCGCCGGAUUCGUCACCGUUUUUACCCAUGUUCGCCAAUUCAAGGAUUCUCCACAUAGGCCCUUAGUCUUUCUCGAUCCUUCGGUUUUCCCCACAGUAGAUGAGGAACCUCAGAUCCAAGGGCCACGGCGCCGCGUUGUACCUUUGGGUUACGACUUCUCCUCUCUGCGCGAUCGCACUAAGGAUAUUUUGAGUGUUGUUUUCGCUUUGCUUUUCGGUGUUGGAUGCGGUUCUCUUACUGCUGUUGCUAUGUACUUGAUGUGGACCCUAUUUACCCGCCGUAAUUCCUUUGAAGAAUUCAGUGAUUCUGAUGAGGAUGAUCUUAGCUCUAAGAUGGGAUACGAGAAGAUUCCAGCUAAGGAAGCAGCGUGA